AUGGCUUCAACCAUUCCUCUCCUCGACAACCAAUGCUCGUUCUGCUACAAGUCAACGUCCGCUUAUAUCAGCUGUCUACGGUGUAACAUCGUCCAAUACUGCUCGCCCGACCAUCAAGCUCAACACGCCCCAGUCCACAGUUCACGUUGCAGCACCGUGACCAUCCUCACAGACGAAGUAGCCGAGCACCGCUUCGAUCUCGAAAACGAUCCCGAGUUCGGCAACCUCUUCGACUCCGGCAUUGCUCUUUGGUCCAUCUCCGAAACAUUCGCCUGGUCACACACGACGAAACUUCUCCUCAAAGCUCUGCGACGCAUCCCGACUCGCCUCGCCAUCGAGCGCGCUCUGGACAUUGCCUGGCAUCGGAUGGAAGCCAUGGCCGCAGUAGAUCAUUCCGGAGUGAAAUUCAUGAUCCCGGCAUUCCUACUUCGAUUGGGUCGGGAUCAAGAGGCAUAUGACUUCUUGAAGUGGUUCGCAACUAAAGGCAGACCGCCGCUGUUUGGGGCCGAAUGGGAUUUCGACAUGGAAGGCGAGGACGCGGGUGAAGACCUACAGGAUGGUGGGUGGGAUUUGCAAGAAGUGAGGGAAUGGGAUGAUGAGCUGAAGUACGGCGAUCAGGAGUUGCUGAGUCCUUUGGUAGCGGUCUGUCUGGUCAAACUGCGACUUUGGCAGAACCUGAGAGAAUUGCGAGGUGCAGAAGAGGUCUUGACAGGCAGGCUUCCACGAGAGAUCUUGGACCGCGUGAGAGAAGAGUACAUGGCCAGAGAUGUUGUCGCGAGCAAGGCAGAUUGA
Molecule: messenger RNA, 792 nt
Organism: Zymoseptoria tritici IPO323
Lineage: Eukaryota; Fungi; Ascomycota; Dothideomycetes; Mycosphaerellales; Mycosphaerellaceae
Exons: 2
Coding region: 1-792 (263 amino acids)
Source: RefSeq, a predicted model, not a curated record